Arachis duranensis is the source of this 1377-nucleotide messenger RNA. RefSeq lists its product as uncharacterized. Bases 1 to 1377 code for a protein of 458 amino acids. NCBI's taxonomy places the organism in Eukaryota, Viridiplantae, Streptophyta, Magnoliopsida, Fabales, Fabaceae. The record is from RefSeq and is a predicted model, not a curated record. The transcript has 7 exons.
AUGGUUCUAAAAACCGGACCGGACCGGCCGUUCGAAUUGGUUCAACCGGAAACCGAUGAUGCAAGCGGUUGCUUCUUCAAUUCUUAUUUUGGUUCUGUCUUAUAUUUGCUGGUUGCUAAUGGUGGAAAUUUUACAAAUUUGCAAAUUUUUAUGGAUAAUAGUAUUAAUCAAGAAGCAAUUGCUGAUAACAAUGCUUCUGUGAAUAAUAACUUACCUGUCGAUCCUCCUAUUUCGAAUGAUGCUACUAAUCCUAAUCCCCCUAAUGCUAAUGAUAGUCAGUCACAAGAUAUGUUGGAUGGUGUUGCUGGUAUUGGACCUGGUUACAAGGGUCCUUCUUAUGAUAAGUUAAGGAUUCACUUGUUGGCUGAUCUUAAAAGAGAAUGUCAAGUGCUAGUUGAUAGUAGUGCAUGGAAGGAAACUGGAUGUACCCUCAUGGCUGAUGGUUUGUGUUUUGUGAAAUCAAUAAAUGCUUUCAGCAUUGUAAAAAAUGCUUCACACUUGUGUAAUUUGUUUUUUGAGGUGAUUGAAUGGAUUGGCCCUAAUGAUAUUGUUCAUGUUGUGACUGACAAUGCGGCCAAUUAUGUUGCUGCUGGUAGGCUUAUCAAUAGAAAAUAUGAUCAUAUCUAUUGGUCACCAAGUGCUGCUCAUUGCCUUAAUCUUAUGUUAAAAGAUAUAAGCAGCAUAGCGCAUAUUUCUAACCUUGCAACACGUGCUUCAAAGAUCACAGUAUUUGUAUACAAUCAUACGGUUUUCUUAUCUUGGCUAAGAAAAAGACCUCAUUGUAGAGAAAUUGUACGUCCUAGUGCAACCCGUUUUGCAACUGUGUUUAUCACAUUGAAGAGCAUCUUUGAUCAUAAAAAGGAUUUGCAAGAUGAUUGCUUUACUGUAUGUAAACUUGUGGGCCCUCUGAUUAAAUUGCUGAGGCUUGUUGAUGUUGAUGACAAAUCAUCUUUGGGAUAUGUUUAUAAAGGAAUGCUAAGGGCAGAAGAUGCAAUUAAGGAGAUGUUUAGGCAAAACAAAACUGCAUAUCAGCCGUACACAGAUAUUAUCAACUCAAGAUGGGAUAAGCAUUUGAAGAAAGAUCUUCAUGCGGCAGCUUACUUCCUGAAUCCUUCAUUCUUUUUUAAUGAAAAUUAUAAAGAAGUACCUGAUGUUAUGCGAGGUAUACUUGAUCUUGUUACCUUGUAUUGCAAGUGUAACAAUUUGGAUUCAGUUGAUGCAAUGAAAGAAAUACAUUUAUAUAGAGAUCAAAAGGAAAGUUUUGAUAGACCAGAAGCUAUUCGAGCUGCAUCUCAACUAAAGCCUGGUGAAAUUGAUGCUAAUUUAUAUCAAAGUGGCGGUGGUAGUAGUGGUCUUUAUGCUGCAUCUCUUGAGUAG